CAUUCAAUUCAAAACCUUUUUCUUUGCUUAUAAAAAACAAGUAGCAGCAGAAGAAGAGAGAGAAGACGAAGAGUGGCUGCUACUCCAAUAUACAUUUGUUCACUCCUCCCCCUUCCUAUCUUCUUCUAUAUAUAUCCAGCUUAAGCUUAAGCUCAAGCUCAGAGGCAAAGCAAAGCAAACCCACCCUUUCCCUUGUACGGAAUCUUCGAGAUCUCGAGGUCAACCCCGUCGUUUCUUCCUCUCUUCCUCUCUUCCUCUGUGCCCCCGGAAGGAGCUCCUGCUUCUUGCAUUGCGAGAGAUAUAGCCAUCGUCGUUGUUCGGAAGGUUUGUUUGGCGUGAGUUCUUUCUUGGGUGUUCUUUCCUUUUUAUUUUCUGGGGGAAAAGGAGAAAAUGGAGAGGAGCACGCCGGUGAGGAAGCCUCACACUUCGACUUCAGAUCUGCUCACGUGGUCGGAGACUCCGCCUCCCCACGAUUCGGUCGCGCCUUCUUCUCGCUCCAAUGCUCGCUCUCACCAGCCUUCGGAUGGGAUCAGCAAGGUGGUGUUUGGAGGUCAAGUGACUGCAGAGGAAGCUGAGAAUUUGAACAAAAGGAAACCUUGUUCUGGCUACAAGUUGAAAGAAAUCACCGGUAGUGGGAUUUUUGCUGCCAAUGGGGAGGAUGAUUCAUUAGAGCCUGGAAGUGCUAACCUUGCUUCAAAUAACAAAACAGGAUUAAAGAUGUACCAGCAAGCCCUUGCUGGCAUGAGUCACAUCUCGUUUGGUGAAGAAGAAAGCAUUUCUCCCAAAAGGCCUACCACCCUUCCUGAGGUUGCAAAGCAGCGAGAAUUGAGUGGAACGUUGGAAAGCGAGUCCGAUGCAAAGUUGAAAAAGCAAAUAUCUGAUGCCAAGUGCAAGGAAUUGAGUGGACAUGAUAUUUUUGCUCCUCCUCCAGAAAUUUUGCCUAGGCCAUUGGCUGCACGGGCAUUGGACACAAAUCAAGACAUGGGAGAACAUGCACCACGCCAUGUCCGGACUUCUGUUAAAGUCUCUAAUCCUGCUGGAGGUCAGAGCACUAUUAUUUCCAAUGAGGAAUCUGUGAUGAAAACUGCCAAGAAAAUCUAUGACAAGAAAUUUUCCGAGCUCUCUGGAAACAACGUCUUCAAGGGUGAUGCGCCUCCAACGUCUGCGGAGAAAUCACUGAGUUCGGCUAAAAUGAGAGAGAUUAGCGGCAAUGACAUCUUUGCCGAUGGAAAGGCAGAGUCUAGAGACUACUUUGGUGGCGUCCGCAAGCCUCCAGGCGGCGAGAGCAGCAUUGCGUUGGUUUAACCAAGCUUAGGCCUAACAGUUUUAUGUUUCAAUUUGUGUUAUUCCUAGUGGGAUUUGGUCGCAUUUUACACUUCUGGAGUGUGGGGUUUGGGAAUUGUGUUUUAGUUUUGAACUUAUUGACUAGAUGUACGAACUGUUUGCAGACCGGUAUGUUGAUAACAUUGGUUUCUUCA
Messenger RNA from Syzygium oleosum, 1478 nucleotides. RefSeq lists its product as uncharacterized. Bases 391 to 1305 code for a protein of 304 amino acids. NCBI's taxonomy places the organism in Eukaryota, Viridiplantae, Streptophyta, Magnoliopsida, Myrtales, Myrtaceae. The transcript is spliced from 5 exons. The record is from RefSeq and is a predicted model, not a curated record.